UCUCCUCCCCUCGGUGAGCAGCUUCCCCGGCUCCUGGCCGCCGUCCUCCAAUGCCGUGCUAGAUUAGGAGGGGGAGGGAGGCACAGGCGCCGUGUAACAGGGAGCCGGAGCCCAGAGACACAGGCAGAGAAAAGAAAGGCAGAGUCACGGGGGAGCCAUACACAGAAACAGAGACGGGUCCUCCGUGAGCCACAAAGCCGCCGAGCGCCUACCGGAACACCGACACCGCUCCUUCCUUCUCUCCGUGUGCCACUCCUUCCCCUCGGUGUGAGGAUGGGGCCGCCGCUGCCGGGCCCCGGGCAGGAGGAGUGUUGAUGACUGUCAGUGAUGGCCGCGUCCACCGGCUGCAGCAGCAGCAUCGUCCCAGCAGCCGCCAGCCCAGCUCUCAUCCCCGGCCUCCCCCCGAGGAUCGCGCCUGUCAUUAGAGGGAGUCCCGGUUGUAAUCAGUGACACUGCGUCUGUACCCCACCGAUCAUCGUCCGAUCUCAGCGGGAGAGAUAGCCGGUCCCCCACCCCCCACUGACAUCGUGCACGUUAGUAGGAGUGAAGGUGGGUGGGCUAUAGAGGAGGAGAAUGCACCAGCCCGAUCCAUCUGCUGAUCUCUCCGCCAGGAAGAUGGCGCACCCGGCAGAUGUGCCCAGGAGGGGCAGCGGUGCCAGCCCCUCUCCAUUGACUUUGACAGGUGGGCCCGGACUAGGUGGUGGCCAUCUGCUGUCCUCCGAGGACUAUCAGCAGUCUCCUAUGUUGGUACAACCUCCCCUCCCAGCCUCCUCCUCUUCCCCUGGACCUCAGCAGCAUCCUCCCCAGACCCUCAACCUCAUGCCCCAGCCUGGGGCCCAGAUGAUGAAGAAGAAGAGUGGCUUCCAGAUCACCAGCGUCACCCCGGCUCAGAUCUCUGCCAACAUGAGCUCCAACAACAGCAUCGCCGAGGACACCGAAAGCUACGAUGACUUGGAUGAGUCCCACACCGAGGACCUGUCCUCCUCUGAGAUCCUGGACGUAUCGUUAUCCAGAGCCACAGACCUUGGUGGUCCUGAGAGGAGUUCCUCCGAGGAGACCCUGAAUAAUUUUCAAGAAGCCGAGACACCAGGUGCUGUGUCUCCAAACCAACCACAUCUUCAUCAACCUCUACCAGCCCAUGUUCAGCAAAAUAUCAUGAUCAAUGGAAAUGUACACCAUCCCCAUCAUCUUCAUCAUCCUCAUCACCAUCAUCAUGGACUUCCUACAGCAACACACCCUGGCUUUCCCAGUGCACCUUUAUCCGGGACCUCUCAAAAUGCAGCACCUAUCAAACUGGCUACCCAAGGGAGUACCGACAGUGCAGUGAACAUAGGACCCGCUUCUUCUGCACCUUCUGGUCCCAAUGUGGGAACUGUUCCUCCUUUGACACGUAAGGCUAGUGGUCCUGUAAGUACUGGUGUCAAUCCUGUCCAGGGGAGUAGUACUUCUCACAACAUAAAUAUCCAAAAUAUAAGUGUUACAGGUCCAUUGCCUACCAAUGUAAGCUCAACCAAUGUUACAAGUUCUAGCAAUGUCAGUGCUGUGUCUGGACUCAAUACCAAUGUAAGUCUGUCUGGGAAUGGUGGUGUCGCCUCCUCUAAUCUCCCUAACAAUGUUUCCAAUGCAGCUGUUGGGUCAGCACCUGGAUCGGCUUCAGUGCCGCAGCAGGCAGCACCUUUAGCUGUAACAUCUAGAUUUAGGGUUGUGAAAUUGGACUCUAGUACCGAACCCUUCAAAAAGGGCAGAUGGACUUGUAUGGAGUUCUAUGACAAAGAGAAUACAGCAGCUGCUUCAGAGGGAGCUGUCGUCAACAAAGCAGUAGAGAGUGUUAAACAAAACCCACUUGAAGUGACGUCUGAGCGAGAGAGCACCAGUGGGAGCUCAGUCAGUAGCAAUAUCAGCACUCUGAGUCAUUACACAGAAAGUGUCGGGAGUGGAGAGAUGGGGGCCCCUGCAAUGCAAGGAUUUCCAACCUUGGCUCCUCAGCAAAUGGACUUCAGCAAUCCUCUAACCCAGAAUGUUCCUGCCUCCAAUAUACCACAGAGUGUUUCACAGCCUCAACUUGCACAACUGCAUAUUCACUCGCAAGAUGUGACUUACUCUCCUCAGAAACAAGUUGGACAGGCUACCACCACUUCUAUAAAUCCAGCUGUUGGCAUCCAGGCCACCGCUGUAGGUGUUCAGCCUGCUACUGUUAACAUUCUCGGUGUAGCAUCCUCUUUAGGACAUCAACAGGCAGCAGUUCCUGCUAUGAUCCCACAACAGUUGCCAUAUCCUCAACAGACGCAGCCCAUUCAAACUCUGCCAACUGUUCCUCAACAACAGUUGCAAUAUGCACAUCAACAAACUGCUCCUACUCAGCUGACUACUGGGCAUGUCAUGCCAGCAAAUCAAAGUUCUGUUCCAGGGAAUUUGCCAGAAUACCUACAACAUCCACAAAUGCUUCAAACAGCAGUUGGCCCUGUACAAUCUAAUUCAGCAGCAGUUGGUAGUACGGCCACAGUGCCUGUUGUCCAAGCACAAGUUUUACAGGCGCAAAUGCAGUCUUCAUCAGCACAGCCUCCGCCAACUUGUGUAGCUUCAACUCAACCUGUGGUACAUGCCCAAACUACCUUGUCUGCAACAGGUAGUCAAGUUGUAGGUGUGGCCCAGCAAGGAAGCCUGCCAGUGCAUCAAGCAUCAGCUGGUCAGGCUUCACCACCUGUUAUGCAGCAGAAUGUUCCAACACCUUCACAGCAGGUACUGCCACCUGCACAGGGCAUCCAAGUGGCUGCUUCUGCUCAUCCACAGCCGGUAAUGAUUGCCCCUCAGAAUCCUCUACUCCCUUCAAUGCCUCCAACACAGCUACUGGAGCCUGCAUUACAGGGAAUGGCCACUCAACAAGUACCUGCUGUUAGCCCUAUACCGGCCGCCACCAAUGUUUCUGCUGUUCCACAACUGAAUACAGGUAUUCCUCCUGGUAUAUCUCCUGCAACAACUACUUUAGGUCCUCCACCAACUGUUACUCAACUUUCAACUGCACAAAAUGGGAAUUUAGUUCAAAGUGGUAGCCAGGCUCCACUAAUGUCAGCUUUGCCCAUUGCUCAAAAUGUGGCGCUCCAAAUGGCGGCUGGCCCUGGUCAGUUCUUGGUGACAUCACUUGUACAGUCAGUGGCAAGUCAGAUUGAAGAUGCUCGCCGGUUGGAGCAAUCAAUGGCCGGCUUACCACAUGCUGGUGAAGGAGCCAUGUUGGAUAGUAGCGGUAAUCUCCAAGGGCCUGGAUCCUUGCUUCCUUUGAAGUCUCUACCGCUAACGACACCUCUAGUUGAUGGGGAAGAUGACAGGUGGAAGAAAGUAGUGAAAACUGGGGGCAAGACAAGAGAGGAGCCUAUUCAGCUUGAUGCAUACUCCGUCUCCCAUCUUGCACACACUUGCUGGGAUUUAUAUUUAAGCUCCUCCGGUGCCAGCGUGGUAGCCAUCGACAACAAGAUCGAGCAAGCCAUGGAUUUGGUUAAAAGCCACCUGAUGUAUGCAGUUCGAGAAGAAGUGGAGGUACUAAAGGAGCAGAUCAAGGAGCUGAUAGAGAAGAACUCCCAGCUGGAACAGGAAAACAAUUUGUUGAAGAACCUGGCAAGUCCAGAGCAGCUUGCCCAGUUCCAAGCGCAGCUCCAGAGCGGCUCCCCUCCAUCUUCAUCCUCACAGCCUGUAACGGGCACCCCAGCCCCGGCACUGCCAACCUCACAAAGCUCCGGGCCCUCCGCAUAGCAGCUUCAUCUCAUAACAAGUCAUCACAAAUGGGGCCUGAUCCACCUUGACGUGACACCACUAUGACCAUGAAUACUGAAGAGGACUGGAACCAUACCUAUAGUAGAAGUCUGACGGGAGCUCGCUUCUGAGUGCUUUAAUGCUUGGACUUUGACAUUUACAGAGGAGGUGACCAACAUUUCACCCUUCUUUUAUUGCUAUGAAGUGUCCUAAUAAUUUCAGUGACUGCAAAACUCAUAAGAUUCUCUCUCUUGGAUGUGCCUCUGAUCUACACUUCAUAUUUAAGGAGCAGGUGCCGAAUGUGCCUCCCACUCUUCUCCGGCUUCCAGCUUGGUUGCACACCUCCCUCCUUUUCAGUAUUACAGCUCUUUUCACUCCACCUCCUUUUCAUACUUGGACUCCAAGGAAUACUUCUUUCGAGGCGUGUUGCAUUGGAAAUGAGCCGUUCUGCUUGGACAGUCAUAAUGUAAAUAUACCUAGCACUGCAUUGUAUGCAAGCUGUGAUUCCUUCAAUUUUUUUUUUUUUAUAUAAAUAUUUUAUUUUCAUUUUAUCUAUGUAACACGCUCCGCUGUACAUGAUGCCAGUAUGUUCAGGUGUAAAGGUGGCACAGUAGUGGAUUGAUUUGGACAGGAAAUGACCCAAGUUUUUUUUUUUUUUUGAGGGAGCUUUCCACCACAAGGACACCACCUUUCCUGCGGGUGAAACCAUUGAAGUGUACUUCUACUGCUUGAGCCCUUCAUUUUGCAAUAUCUGCUAUUGAUACAAUUGGAUCUGUUGUGAGAAGAUGCUGUUGGAAACUAGGAAUAUUAUUAUUAUUAUUAUAUUAUUAUUAUUGUUUCAAUGAAGUUUAUUUGCCUACUGUAUAUUUGUGUAUGUAGUGUAAGUACUCUGUAAAAUAGAACUCUUGUAAGUACUAUUUAGGUUGUACAGAUUGAAAUUUAGUUCCAUUGGCUGAACGGAAAUGUUGAUUUUUUUUUUUUUUUUUUUCCUUUUUUUUUUUUUUUUGAGCUGCUAGCUCUUUAGGAGUCAGAUGGACCCUAGAUGCACGUUAAUCUGACACUAAAGGGUUUAGCCAAGAGCACAUCUGCACAACUGUUUAGGACAUAGAAGUAGCUAGACUAUGGCUCUCCUGUUAUUGUUGACGUUCAAGUCUCAUAGCAUGCUCUGCAGCGUGAAGACGCAUGCUGGGAACAAGAACAUGAAAGCCACAGGAUGCAAAUACACAUUAGGACAUGACAGAUUCAUGCCACUUGUAUUCUGUCUCAAAACUUGCCUUGGCUGAGAAUCUUUUCAAGCAAACUCCAGUUCACCAAUUUAUUUUUUAUUUUGUUUCUGUUUUGGUUUAAACACUCCAGAUACUGACCACUUUCUGCUAAUCGAAAAGAAUAUACAAGCUGUAAGGUAGUAUGCAUAUGUUGUGCAUGUUCUCUAAACAGUUGUAACACGUCAUUGUAUUUAACUGUUGCACUUGUCAACUUUCAAUAAAGCAUACAUUGUUGGUAAAGAAA
Molecule: messenger RNA, 5253 nt
Organism: Rana temporaria (common frog)
Lineage: Eukaryota; Metazoa; Chordata; Amphibia; Anura; Ranidae
Gene: TSC22D1
Product: TSC22 domain family member 1
Exons: 4
Coding region: 574-3744 (1056 amino acids)
Biological process (GO): regulation of transcription by RNA polymerase II
Source: RefSeq, a predicted model, not a curated record